UCUGCUGUCUGAGCAUGGAUAAUGGGAAAACUUUCUUCACUAUCCUUUAUCUGCUUGUUUACAGCUGUUUCGGCACAGCUGGAAUUAAAGUCUCACAAGUCAGCCGGGUAGAGAAGGGCAUGACAUUGUCUAAAGAAUUACUCCAACGUGUCAAUGAUUUGGCUGAAUUUGUUUUAAACAAAAAGGAAGACACAGCUCGUGACUCACUACUCAAAGUCCUCAAAGUCUUUAGUUCUCUUGGCAAAGUUGCAGCAAGUUUUGGCUUUAUUGGGGCAUUAAUUAGCUUCAUCUUUGCCUUCAUUCCACAAUCAAACCCAAUGUUUGAAUUCAUGAAGGAGCAAUUUGCCGAGAUCAACCGUAAACUCGACUCUCUCUCUCUUCAAAUUUCAACCCUGCAAACAGAAAUGGAGUGGACCAACUAUGCUAGCAGCUAUGGCAAAGAUGAGAAUGUGAUCAGAAACUCUUGGGCCAAGUUGACAGAAUUCAUAAAGACCGCUCCUGUUGCCUCCACACAGGAACAGAAGACCAGACUGGCUGAGAGGUUCACCACUUUCUAUGAAAACACUGGCACAGAGAACAGUGUUGCUAACUUCUACAGAUACAUUAAUGAGAACAAUCCUGUCAGCUUGAAUAAGAAUCUCUUACAGCUCAUCAUUGAGAAAUCCAACGGAGAUUUUGAUGUCCUGGUCCAAUACACCACCUACUUCACCACUCUGAUGGUUUCAGGACUAAAGCUAAAUGUGUUUUAUUACAAACUAAAGGGCUAUGAUGCUGACACAAAGGCACAAGAAGCAGUCACACAACUGUCCAACACUUUAUCAGCCAUACAAGAUGCCUUGAUUGAGUGUGCUGAUGGCUUUGAGACAUGGGCUCAUAAGGAUGCUUUGAAACUUAGCAAUCAACGAUUCUCAAGUACUGAAAAGCUAGCUACAGAUAUUAAGAAACACUUGGAGAGCAAGUUCCACUGGUUCAAAUGGAUAGUAAUUGCCCACUCAAACACAGAUGAGUUUACCUUUGGACAUUCAAUUAACUUUGAUGCUCAAGAAAAGACAUCAAUUCACCUUAUUCAUCAAGAAAAGGGGUCUGCUGUUGAUCAAAACACAAAGGACAGCAUUCAAUCCAGUUUUGAAAAAGUAAUUAUAGAUUCGAAGAUUACCAUGCAGUGUUUAACAAUGAAGGAAGAGCUACUCCACAGGUUUGGUGCUAAAGUUACCAGCCACAUACGGUUUCUUCAUGCUGUUAAAAAACCAUCAGAUUAUGCACAAACCGAUAUGGCAGAUAUUGAGAUGAGGUGUGAACCAGUACCUUUCUCCUUAAGAGACUUUAGUAUCUUCCUCAAAGCAAAUAUUGUUCAGCCUCCCUGCUCAGACGUGAAUUGUAAACAUGGAGAAUGUAAACCCAUCAAGAACACCACACAAGGAUUCUGCAAGUGCCAUAAGAUGUUUUUUGGUCCAGAUUGUGAGGAAAGCAUCCAAAAUAUGAUUCACUAUGAAGAUCUUGAAGAUGAAAUCAAUUGUAUAAACUAUCAACCGGUCCCCGAUCUGACAGCGAUUUAUUUUAGUGUCAAGGAGCUGAUGGACUUCACUAAAGAAAUGAUUGAGUCUGUCCGGAAUGACAUACAGUGGACACAAGUCUUUGUGAAAUACAGCAAUGUAAUUCAGAGGUUUCGCUACAUCUCUACAUCAUUUUCACAUCUUAAAAACAGUACAAUAACCCAAGACUACUAUGUUUCUGAAGUUGGAGCUCUGUUCACAGGAGGACACUCUUUUCAGUUUUACCUCAAAGAAUUUCAUCACAUGAUGAUGGGCACUGGAUUUGGAGACAAACACAACAUCCUGGAUAUUUUUCGCGAGUCUCUGAUCCAGGACUCACAAAGUCAUUCUGGUGAACCAGUAGAAUGCACAAAAGGCUACAGUGACCAGAUUGAUUAUUUUGUUCGCUACCUAUUUGCCCUGGAAAAGGAAGCGGUUUUAGCUUGGUCUAAAUAUUUACUGGUCACUGGAAAAUCAGAGAACACUGCUUUUGUUAAGACGUUUUUUCAGGACUACGUCUCACAGCAGUGGAAACUCUUCAAUAAAAAUGGAUGUGGCCCGCUAAAGGCUGGGGAUCUUCAGAACAACCAGUGUGAGAAGCUCUACCACAGCACAGCCCAGCAGCAGGUGAAAAUUAAAUGUGCUGGAUUAUACAAGCCCUUCCCCGAGAUCGUAGUGUGUUCUGGAGGGAAGUGGAGUGCCCUACCUGUGUGUUACGCCGAGCAGGUAAACGGGCAAGUUGAGUGCAAAUCUGAAGGUGGAGCCACUGACUGCAAGGCCUUAUGCUCGACUGGCUGGGGCUCUGCCACACACCCUUGGCCAGCAGAGUACAAAUGCUCACAGCUACCCUGUCCUUCCUUCAUACCUCACAAGUGUAACAACUGCACACAAAAGAGCGUUUGUAAGUACGAUGAGGCCUGCACUGGCUUCCUCGGCACAUGUCGUGAUGCAUGCCUGGUGAAUCCCUGCGGAGUGAACACCAACUGCUACACCUAUAAUCACGAUAGGUACUGCAUGUGUGUGAGUCCGUGGAAAGGAGACCCAUACCAGGGAUGCAAGAGUCAGGACCUCAAGUGGUUAAAUCCCGAUGAUGCACCCGGCAUUAAAGAUGCUGUUCGUUCUAAAACUGACCUUGAGGUGUGCAGAGCCAUCGGACCUGACGGUGGGUGGCACAGUGGAUUUGUGAGGGAUCAACAUUGCUAUUAUGAAAAAGACUGGGAAACUCAUAAAGCCGAGAGCUAUGAGGUUCUGGUUGAUCCUUGUGGAGGACGUGGCUGGAAAUGGGUGGAGGGGGCACAAGAAAACAUGUACACAUAUGACGACUCGAGGAGGUUUCCAGGAGUUCAUUACUACGUGUGUAGUUUGAAGAGAAAUGGCUAUGUAGGGAAGCUUUUCAACACGCGGCAUGGCUUUCUGUGCCAUUUUCCCCUUGACUCAUAUACCCGGGAUGGAAGUUUCUAUGCUCUGGUUACACAACCAUGUAUGUGAAGACACUUCACCUUGAUUCACUGUUCACUGCUUACGUUUCUCUAGUUCCUUUUUCAAGCUUUGAUUUGGUGAAGGUGCUGUAUUAACCUUAAAAAAGACAGAGUGAUCCUAAAUGUUUAGUGGGAUUUUUUUA
This is a messenger RNA of Carassius carassius (crucian carp), 3153 nucleotides long. Its product is annotated as SE-cephalotoxin-like. Bases 15 to 3020 code for a protein of 1001 amino acids. NCBI's taxonomy places the organism in Eukaryota, Metazoa, Chordata, Actinopteri, Cypriniformes, Cyprinidae. Gene Ontology annotation, cellular component: membrane. The transcript is spliced from 4 exons. The record is from RefSeq and is a predicted model, not a curated record.